GUUGCAGCUGGGUUAUUUUGGCACCGAAAUUGAGGCACUUAAAAAUAUAAUCGCUUUAUUCUGCGUAUUCUUAGAAACUGAGGGAAAAGGAAGAGAUGAAUUGUAAUGAACCCACCCUUCGGUUAGGUAAAUGUAAACUUGGCUUCACUGAAGUUUUGUGCUGAUAUAUUUUACAUUCUGUUAUUUCAGCUUUCGCGGUUCCAUGCAAAAUAUUUGCUUCUUUGGAGGAGCAAGAAAGCUGAAACCAUGACGGGUUUCGGACUGUCGCUUGUUGCGACUUUCGACGACCUCUGUCGGCACACAAAGGUCAUGACAGAGGGCACUGAAUCAAAGUUUCUCGAGUUUGUCAACAUGAUCGAGGCGUUUCGGCUUCGCUGGGUGAACUCGGAGGCUGAGUGUCAGCGCCUGCACGCCCAGCUGGUACAGGCCAAUACGGAGAUCACACGGCUGGAGAACAACGUCAAACAGGCCAAGAAUCUACUAGACAAUGAGAAGAAACGUCGCUUUCUGGUGGAACAGGACCGUGAGGCUUACGAGCGCCAGCUAAACCUGAUCCGCGAGCUCAUGUUUAACGAGCCGCACGCGGUCAACAAUGAGACGCGCGAGAAGAUGCUGCAGCUGAGUCAGUCGGUGGCGGCGGCGCGGCCGCGCGAGCGGCGCUCCUCGAACCGGCUGGGCACCAUCAGCGAGAGCGUCGGAUCGCUGCUGUCUGCCGACGACCUGUCUCUGGAUUACACCGAGGAAGAUCUGGACGUGUCGCACCUGCGCUCCGGACGCGUCAUCCAGCGCUCUCGCGGACAGAAGCGCACCUCGGACGUUGAUACUGAGGAGGAUGACGGCACGGGAGCCACACGGGCGCGACGCCGCACCAGGAAGGCCAAGCGCCGCAACAGGCAGGCGUCACCGUCGCCAGCCCCGGCCGCCGCCGCGCCCGACACGGGCUCAAGCUCGGACCAGGCGGCGACGAUUGCGGCGCGCGGCGAGGCGCUGGUAGCCACCACCACUGUGACGGUACCGCUGUCGGGCGCCGUCACUGCCACCAGCCAGCUGCGCGCCCGCUCCCCGUCGCCGGCGCAGCGCCGCAGCCGCAGCAGCGCCGGCGGCGCGCACAAGUCCCUGGAGCGGUCGUACAGCGAGCCGCCGCCCCUGCAGCGCACGCCGGCCCCGGCCAACCCGACCCUGGUCCGCACGCCCUCCACGAUCUCCCAGCCGUGGUGGCGCUCCAACCUGGCCCGUCUGCACACGGACAUGUCUCCGUCCUUCACUGACGGUCUGGGCGGCAGUGCCUGGGACAUGGGACGUACGCCGGGCGGUACGGCCCAGCGCAACCCGUACCGCACGCCCGAGACUCCGUUCUCCCCCGGUCUCAGGCACUUCAACUCGGCCGGAAAGGGGCUGGGUGGACCAUGUCACACGUUCUACGAGAAGACCGUCAUCAAACCCGAGUCGUGUCAGCCAUGCGGCAAGCGUGUGCGUUUCGGCAAGACGGCGCUGCGGUGCCGCGAGUGCCGCGCAGUGUGCCACCCUCAGUGCCGCGACCAGGUGCCGGUACCGUGUGUGCCGUCGGCCCUGACGCCGACCUCGCGCGGACACCAGGCCGGACAGCUGGCCGACUUCACUCCGCUGCGCGGCCUCAUGGUGCCCGGACUGGUGCAGCACUGCAUCAACGAGGUGGAGCAGCGGGGCAUGAACGAGGUCGGCAUCUACAGAGUGCCAGGAGCGGAGCGCGAUGUCAAGGAGCUGAAGGCCCGGUUCCUGCGCGGCAAGGGCAUCCCUCGGCUGGACCAGGCGGACAUCCACGUCAUCUGCGGCUGCAUCAAGGACUUCCUGCGGAUGCUGCAGGAGCCGGUGGUGACCCACACGCUGUGGCAGGACUUUGUGCGCGCGGCCACGUCGGAUAACACGGCCGACCUGUACCAGGCCAUCUCCGAGCUGCCGCAGCCCAACAGGGACACGCUGGCGUUCGUUAUCCUGCACCUGCAGCGUGUGGCUGAGGUGCCGGACAACAAGAUGUCUGUCUCUAGUCUGGCCAAGGUGUACGGUCCCACCCUGGUGGGCUACUCGUCGUCUGACUUGGAGCCGGGAGCGCUGCUGACCGAGACGCGACAGCAGCAGACGGUGAUGGAGAAGCUGCUGGGCCUGUCUGCCGACUACUGGACCAAGAUUGUGGAGACCUCCUCUCAGGAGCAGUACCUGUACCCAGGCGGUGACGCUCAGGCCACCCCGCUGCGCUCGGGCGGCGUCCGCACGCGCACCGCCUCUCGGCACGGAUCCUACCGCUGAUCGCACGGCGCCUGAGCCUCUCAGAAACACGCGGAGAAGGGAGGGAUAAGGAUUGGUCAAGCCGAGGUGAGUCGGCCUAGCCGAGGCUUGGAAUGAAUGGAUCGCUGGAAUGCAUUCCCUGCCACGCGGUUUGAGGCAGUGAGGCCUGCGGAUGAGGCAAGAGUCCCGUGAAUAAGGCAGGAAGCCUACGGAUGAGACAGUGGGGUCCGCUAAUGAGACAGUAAGGUAGUGGAAUGCGGCGGGCGAGAGGGGACGUGUGGCUGGAAAGCCGGUAUAGCGUAUAGUGGAAAGUCGCGUGGAUGAGUUGCUAGCUGCCGUCGGUGCGGGGUGGCCGUGGUACAGCAGCAGAAGUCGCGCUGAGGGGUCGUGCGCCGCCGCGGACGGCACACUAGGCGAACCAGUGUGAACGUGUGAGUGUGACGGGUGUUUUACCUAGUGGGACCAGUGAUGCUGCGAGCUGCAGUUCGACGUACUGCGGCGAGCGAUGAACUGUGGGCGCACCAGGGCAGUUUGAGCGAUCGCACAUUUAGACUAGAUUGAUCGGGCUCGGACUCGUGCUCCUUGCACUGCUGUGUGAAUUGGGUCGUCCUUCACACAGUCCCAGUAUUUACUCUCGAUGGUGGUGGGCUACCGUUUUCAUAUCUCGGGUGAAUCGUCAAAUGUCUGGGCUAUUCGAUACUUCGUGCUGUGGGGACGAGUCGAACGUGGUCGAUUGCGACUGUCAUCAGGUGCUUGAUGAUUCUCGACCGAUUUCGGAGAUGCUACUCAAAAUGUUCUCUUUUCAUGCUCUCUAUUUGUCUUAGUUCUAAUAGUUGCUACUCAUUUGUCACUGCCAGCUCCUGUAGAUAUCUCCGACUGAGUGUUUGAUUCUAGCUUGUCUGGUUUUUAACUAUCACCCGAGUAGGAGCUUAUACUGAGGCCAAAACGUUUGGGGAUUUCUAGGAUACGUGGCGCGUUGUACUGACAGCGGGUCACUAGCUCGUUUUGGUGGUUCUGGUUCGUCAUUGUGGGCUAAGUUUUGAGUAAGAAGCUUCACUGAAUGCACAAGUAUGGAUUCUUCUCGCCGAUUACAAUGUCUGCUUAGCACAAAAUCGUAGUAUUGUUUUUUAUUCAAUGUGGAAAACAGUAGUUUGAUAGGCACUCUUCCUUUCGCUAUCUUUGUGAUUGUCUCUAGUUUUAUUUUGUAUCGUGUUAUUGUCAAAAUAAAAUGCAAAUAACA
Messenger RNA from Amphibalanus amphitrite, 3502 nucleotides. Its product is annotated as rac GTPase-activating protein 1-like. The transcript has 13 exons. Gene Ontology annotation, biological process: signal transduction. NCBI's taxonomy places the organism in Eukaryota, Metazoa, Arthropoda, Thecostraca, Balanomorpha, Balanidae. The record is from RefSeq and is a predicted model, not a curated record. Bases 247 to 2283 code for a protein of 678 amino acids.